Messenger RNA from Gymnodraco acuticeps, 2860 nucleotides. RefSeq names its product heme oxygenase 2b (gene hmox2b). Lineage: Eukaryota; Metazoa; Chordata; Actinopteri; Perciformes; Bathydraconidae. Gene Ontology annotation, molecular function: heme oxygenase (decyclizing) activity; heme binding. The record is from RefSeq and is a predicted model, not a curated record. Bases 189 to 1127 code for a protein of 312 amino acids. The transcript has 6 exons. Gene Ontology annotation, biological process: heme oxidation; response to oxidative stress; heme catabolic process.
CUCAGCAUUUCCUGCAGCAGAGAAGCAUCUGACAGCAGCCGGAAGGGGGCGGGGCUUACAGUGAACACAGAUGAGUGGACGUGCAGUUCCGUGGCGUCCUGGGUCCAAGCUUGAUUUGUACUUAACCGGACUGCUCUGCACUGUAGUGGGGUGAAGGGUGAACUAACUGGCAGACAGGAACACUGCUGAUGUCAGCAGACAAGAUGGCGACAACAGCUAGUGCAAAUGGAGCAGGGCCUGUAAAUGAAGGAAAAGACACCCUCAGUCCUGAGGAUCUGUCCGAGCUGCUGGCAGCAGGGACCAAGGAGGUUCACGAGAAGGCCGAAAACACACAGUUUGUGAAAGACUUCCUCAAGGGUCGCAUCCGCAAAGAGCUUUUCAAGCUUGGUGCCGUUGCUCUCUACUACACCUAUACCGCCAUGGAGGAGGAGAUUGAAAGGAACAAGGACCACCCCCACUUUGCCCCCCUAUAUUUCCCUACAGAGCUGCAUCGCCGCGAGGCCCUGGCCCGUGACCUUGAGUACUUUUACGGGCCUGACUGGCAGAGCGAGGUCAGCUGCUCCCCGGCCGCCCAGCGCUAUGUGGACCGUAUUCAUGAAGUAGGGCAGGAGGACCCCGUGCUGCUGGUGUCCCACGCUUACACCCGCUAUAUGGGUGACCUGUCAGGGGGCCAGGUGCUGAAGAAGGUGGCGCAGAGAGCCAUGAAGCUGCCGCCCACAGGGGAGGGCCUGGAAUUCUAUACGUUUGAUGGCAUCCAUAGUGCCAAAGAAUUCAAGCAGCUGUACCGUAGUCGGAUGAACGUGCUGGUUCUGGACGAGGAUACAAAGAAGAGGCUGGUGGCCGAGGCUGUCAAGGCCUUCCAGUUCAACAUGGAGGUGUUCGAUGAGUUGGAAGAGAUUGGUAAAACCAUCCAGGAGGAUGUUUUAGAUGCUGGCAUGCCCGUCCACGGAGCAAUGGGCGGAGACAUCAGCAAAUGUCCCUACUAUUCUGCCAAAAUGGCGGCGGCGGGCGGAUCAGAAUACGCCUGUCAGCUCGCCAUGGCCGUACUGCGACACCCGACGGGACAGGUCCUCUGCGCUGCUCUUGCUGCUGCUCUUGCGGGAUUUGCUGCCUGGUAUCUGAUGUGAUGCUGCCGUCACCGUGCUGCUGGGAGAACAACGAGAAAAAAGGGAGGACAGUAAGGGGAAUACAAAAGUCCCUCAGGUUGUAGACCAUUUCCUAGUUUCUUACAAACAUUCUGAACGGGUCCAGGCUUAUUUAAUGUUACUUAAAGGAAUUAAACUUGGAUCUGUUCCUUGGAAUUCUGAUAUAAUGACCAUAAAUAUGUCAUCUCCAUCCAUCCAUCAAGCUACAACUUGUUAAAAUGUAUCCUCUAUUCUUUUAAAUGUGCUACCUCCUCUGAACUGUCCCUCCAACCUUUGUCCUUCCAGUGAGUUUAGUCCUAUCUGAAGAUAUUCUGAAGCUGUUUUCUCCUUUUGUCGUGGAAGCUCACUAGUAUAGAUUUCGCCCCAAUUUUAAAUGAAACUGAAACAUGUUUCAACAUACUAUGCACAUGUUAUGAAUGAGUUUAAUGGCUCAGCGUGUUCUUGCUGGGCAGACUGCUGUGGUGGUUUUGAAUGAAAUCUUUGUGUUGGUGCAAUAAAAGAUCUCAAAUUGUACUUCCUGACAUGAAUGGAAGUUCCAAAGAUAAUGUAAAACGCAGUGCAUAUUCUUUCUUUUUAAUUCAUCUAAUUAUCCAAAAAUGGCCUCCAAUGUUUCUAAAACAUUUCUACAAGUGUACCUAAUUCUUAAAAAAAUAGCACAACUUUGACAAGCUUAUGAUGGAUACGAGUGAAUACACCUGAAAAUGGACUCUACUAAUGCAUGUUCAAAUCAUCUUGUAUUUAUAAACAAAAACUGCCUGAUGUUGGUUUGAAUGCAUCGCUUAACUGUCCAGGAUGAAGUAUUAAUCGAUGAUUCAGUUUUCUGCCACAGAAGCUUAUAUCAUAGGAAAGGUGACUAUGAUAAUGGUUAAGUCUAAAGAGGUUUAUUAUGCAGGUUAGGUCCUUCAGCAGCUCACCUCUUGUGUAAGCAUCCACUUGUUAUGGAUACACCAGUGUGCAUCAUCACUAAAACAAAGUCACAUUUUGUUUGUACUCCUAUUUUUUGGAACACCAUUCCAAGUAAUGCUCAUUGCAACAUGGAUAAGGAGGAACAUAUUGUGCUUCGUGUACUGUAUGCAGUGUUAUUACACUGUUCUGCAAUUGAAGUUGUAUAUUUAUCGUGACACAUUAAUGACAUUUUAUUAACUUGGCAUCAUCUUCCAAGCUGUUUCUUCUUAUCGUAGUUUAAAAAUAUUUGACGCACAGUGUCAACGGAAACCUGCUUAAAACAAAAUGUCUACCAGGUUGGUGUGGUGUGUGUUUUGCACAUGAUGUACAGUAUUCAGAUUUGACCUGGCAUGUAUCCCAAGUGAUAAUGUGUUUUUUAUCUGAGCGUCUCAGGUUCAUGUUGUAGUCAGAUGGAAAUACAAUGCCUUUCCUUUGGACUGUUAUGCUCCUGUAGUUCAUUGUCCAUGUUUUAUUUUAUUUUAGCCAGUGUCAAAAUGCUUCAGUAUUUUUGGACGAACUUAGGGAAGGCUUACUUGAAUCUCAGAAGUACAGUUGUUUUGGUCAUUGUUAAACCUUAGAUAUAGAAGAUGGGAUGCUUGACUAAUUCAUGUUGAUUUAGAUUUCUCUUGUAUUUCAAUAACUCUGCUCCUAAUCACUUUGUGUAUCUAAACGCUUUAUAGUGUUUGACACCCCAUGGCUGUUGAAUGAAAUACAUUCUGUUUUCCUGCUCAAGCUGAAAUAAAGGUGAUCCAUUUGGACUGGUUUAUUUA